Dictyostelium purpureum is the source of this 681-nucleotide messenger RNA. RefSeq lists its product as uncharacterized. The record is from RefSeq and is a predicted model, not a curated record. Lineage: Eukaryota; Evosea; Eumycetozoa; Dictyosteliales; Dictyosteliaceae. The coding region runs from base 1 to 681 and encodes 226 amino acids. The transcript is spliced from 2 exons.
AUGUUAAAAAAACAACACAAAAUAAUUUUAAAUAUAAUAUUUUUUAUAUUAUGUUUAACCAUUGUUUCAUCGGCAAUAACAAAUAAAAAUAAUAAAUUUAAUUUAAAUAGUGACAGUGGUAAUAGCGGUAGCAGCAGCGGCAGCGGGGGUAUUUAUAAAUAUGUAAUGUCAACUAUUACAACCGAUCAGCUAAGUAAUGUUUGUCCAAAUGAAAACCAAGUAGAUUAUUAUGCUGUAUCUCAAUGUGUUGAUGGAUUCAAAUAUGACUGCAAUUACGAAAAUCAAACUGUAGAAAUAUCGAUAUUUGAAGAUUUCGAUUGUAAAAUAUUUGGAAAAACCCAAUCAGUUCCAUUUGGUUGCACCGAUAUGUAUAACUCCACCUACUAUUAUACUUGUGUCGAAGAUAUUUCACCAAUGACAAAUAGCUAUUCAGUAUCCUCAUUUAAUGAUCGUGGUUGUGACCAAUCUGAAUUAUAUCAUCAAAAAUUCUUUAAACUAGAUAAUUGUAAUAACGAUGUUUCUCCAAUUUUAAUUGGGUCAUGUAAUUCAACUUUCUUUUCCUAUACAUUCUAUAAUGACACAUUAUGUCAAGAUCCACUUUAUUCCCUAUACGAUCCAUUAAACACUUGUUCAAACAAUGAAGUGUUUAAUCAAUCUUAUUAUUCCCAAUGUAUUAUUUAA